Messenger RNA from Tetrahymena thermophila SB210, 465 nucleotides. RefSeq lists its product as hypothetical. The record is from RefSeq and is a predicted model, not a curated record. NCBI's taxonomy places the organism in Eukaryota, Ciliophora, Oligohymenophorea, Hymenostomatida, Tetrahymenidae. The transcript has a single exon.
AUGAAUGACACAGCCCUUCAUCAAUUAAAAAAGACAUGGGAAUUUGAAUAUAAAAUUAUGGAGAAGUUAAUUAAGAAGCUUCAUAACUAAUUAAGAGCAUAAAAAGAGUUGAGAAUUUUGCAAGAAAUGAUGAGAAAAUGUAAGUAAGUCUUGAGAGAUUUAGGAGACUUAAUUAAGGAAGAAAACAGAGAAAAAAGAGUCUAAAAUCUCAAAUAAUUUUUUAAACUUUGUACAAAAACAAUGGAGACAUGCCAAAAAUUUGGAUAAUAUUGCUAUUAAUAUAUUGAAAGGAAAUUUUUGUUGGAAUUUUCUUCUAUUUCUUUCGCUUGCUCAAGCAGAUUCUAUUAUUUAUUAAAAGAGAUCCAUCCUUUCUUAAACAAAAUUUUCAAAAGAGAGAAAGCUUUGUUGUAAUCGGAAGAGAUUAAGGAAUAAUAAAAAUAAAAUAACACAAUAGUAAUACAUUGA